AUGGCACAACGAGCAGCGUCACCCACCACGCCUCCUGCUCCAUCCACCCCGGCUGCUGCUGCAGCUCCUACUGUUGUGAAGGUGGCUAGCCAACCUUCUCCAGUGAAGAAGGGUCCUGCACCUGCCGCGUCCGUCCCCGUUGUCACCGACAUUCGCCUAGUACAAGCUGUGAGCAUCGCGGAAAGCUACAGUGGCGGAUAUAUGCUGCGGCAGUACGAGCCGCUCAAGGUCAUAGGCCGUGGGGGCUUCGGGCAUGUCAUGGUAGCGCGACAUCUACCUUCCGGGUCGUUGGUGGCCAUCAAGACACUCAGCAAGCGCGCCAUCGCCACACAGAAUCAAAUUCAGCACUCCCGCGCUGAGAAGACAGUGCUCACACGCUGUCGCGACCACCCGUUCAUCGUGAAGAUGCACGCGUGCUUCCAGACCAUCGACCACUUGCACAUCGUACUCGACUACUGCCCAGGAGGAGAGCUGUUCUUCCACCUCUCACAGCGUGGACACUUCACCGAGCCCGUUGCCGCCUUUUACUUGGCUGAAGUUCUGCUGGCGCUCGAGCAUCUUCACCAACACGACAUCAUCUACCGCGACCUGAAGCCCGAGAACAUUUUGCUGGACCAGCAAGGACACGUGCGACUUGCAGACUUCGGACUCUCGAAGCCUGGAAUCGACGACUGGACACUCGCGCUGACCUUCUGCGGAUCAAAAGACUACAUCGCGCCAGAAGUGCUCGCACUUGGUGAAAGACCAUCUUCAUCGUCGUCAUCGACUUCGUCUCCACCAGGACGAGGGUAUGGGAAGUCGGUCGAUUUCUGGGCGCUUGGGUGUAUGCUCUUCGAGAUGCUGACCGGUCAGCCACCGUUCUACAACGCCGUCAGCAGGACGCAGCUGUACUCGAUGAUCAUGGACGGCGCCGUCUCGUUCCCGCCCAACAUCAGUGACGAGGCGCGCAACCUCAUGGAGAGUCUGCUGCAGACGGAUCCACGGGAACGACUUGGAGCGCGCCGAGCUUCGGGCGGCGGCGCGACUGCCGUGAAGCAGCAUCCGUUCUUCGCGAAGCACCACAUCGACUGGACCAAACUGCUCAACCGAACUCUGCGCGCGCCACCACUUCGCCCUCGGUCCGGAGCAUUCGCCAACUUCGACUCCGAGUUCACCUCCAUGGCGCUUCGUGGCAUCGACAGCAUGGUCAAAUUCCCGGAGAAGAUCCCCAUGGACUACCAGCUCUUCGACAACUACAACUGGGAGCCACCUAAAUCCACCAAAUAG
This is a messenger RNA of Phytophthora sojae, 1266 nucleotides long. RefSeq lists its product as hypothetical. Lineage: Eukaryota; Oomycota; Peronosporomycetes; Peronosporales; Peronosporaceae. The record is from RefSeq and is a predicted model, not a curated record. Gene Ontology annotation, biological process: protein phosphorylation. The transcript has a single exon. Bases 1 to 1266 code for a protein of 421 amino acids. Gene Ontology annotation, molecular function: ATP binding; protein serine/threonine kinase activity.